UCGAUAAUUAAAAUUAUUGACACACACACUUCUUACGAAAUCGUCAUUCGGCGAAGAAUUUUGUGUAAAAUAUUUUAUUUUCGUGGUAUAAGAGUUAUAUAACAUUUUAUUUAAUAUAACCAUGCAAGGACUCGGUUUACAAAGUAUUAAAAAGAAUCCUGCUCUUAUUCCCCUCUACGUAUGUGUCGGAGCUGGAGCUUGUGGUGCUAUCUUUUACAUGUUCCGCUUGGCUACCAGAAAUCCAGAUGUAACAUGGAAUCGUUCAUCCAAUCCUGAACCAUGGCAGGAAUAUAAAGAAAAGCAAUACAAGUUUUACUCUCCCAUCAGAGACUACAGCAAAACUAAAUCUCCUGCUCCAAACUAUGAAGAAUAAUAUGUAUUAUCAAUUAUAAAAUAUAGAAAACUUAAUCGCAUCGAAUAAACGAUUAAAAAUGUUGUAGCUAAAA
This is a messenger RNA of Calliphora vicina (urban bluebottle blowfly), 446 nucleotides long. RefSeq names its product NADH dehydrogenase (ubiquinone) MLRQ subunit (gene ND-MLRQ). The transcript has 3 exons. Bases 122 to 373 code for a protein of 83 amino acids. NCBI's taxonomy places the organism in Eukaryota, Metazoa, Arthropoda, Insecta, Diptera, Calliphoridae. The record is from RefSeq and is a predicted model, not a curated record.